AUGGAGGAGGGCAUGAGCAGCACGCAACAGAAGGCGGCCGAGCUGGAGCACACGGCCGAGGUGCUGCUCACCGGCGAGCAGCUGCGGCUCAGACUGCACGAAGAAAAGGUCAUUAAGGAUCGAAGGCACCACCUCAAGACAUAUCCCAACUGCUUCGUUGCCAAAGAGCUGAUUGACUGGCUGAUUGACCAUAAAGAGGCCUCCGACCGAGAGACGGCAAUUAAACUUGUGCAGAAAUUAUUGGAYCACAGCAUUAUCCAUCAUGCUCAAAAGCUGAUGAGUUCUGAAAACACUCUUCUGCAAGCCAGGGAGGAGGAAGGAGUCAAGUACGAACGGACCUUCGUUGCGUCGGAGUUCAUYGACUGGCUCAUCCAAGAAGGAGAGGCCACGACGAGGACGGAGGCGGAGCAGCUGGGCCGCAGGCUCCUGGAGCACGGCAUCAUCCAGCACGUGUCCAACAAGCACCAUUUUAUGGACAGCAACUUGCUCUACCAGUGCAGAAUGAAUUUCCGGCGGCGGCGGCGAUUAAUGGAGCUGCUCACGGAGAAAUCGCGCUUGGGGCCAGAGAGCCAUGACAGCCCCUUUUGCCUCCGCAAGCAGAACCAUGACAACAGAAAACACACCAGUUUUCUCUCAGUGAGUCCCACCAAGGAGAUAAAGAUCGUGUCGGCAGUGAGGAGGAGCAGCAUGAGCAGCUGCGGCAGCAGCGGCUACUUCAGCAGCAGCCCAACGCUCAGCAGCAGCCCCCCAGUUCUSUGCAACCCCAAGUCCGUAUUAAAGAGACCAGUGACUGCUGAUGAGCUCCUGAUGCCUGGAGCCCCGUAUGUGAGAAAAACUUUCACAAUCGUCGGCGACGCCGUGGGCUGGGGCUUCGUGGUGCGGGGCAGCAAGCCCUGCCACAUCCAGGCCGUGGACCCGAGCGGACCUGCCGCCGCCGCGGGCAUGAAGGUUUGCCAAUUUGUCGUUUCGGUCAAUGGCCUCAACGUUCUCCACGUGGAUUACAGGACAGUGAGCAACCUCAUCCUCACCGGCCCUCGAACUAUAGUGAUGGAAGUGAUGGAAGAAAUAGAGUCCUGAAAAGAAAAGUCUCUCGCUGGAYGUUUUUACGAGAGAAGUAGCAAAGCACAUGAAGCAGCAUGACACAAGGAGGCAAAACUUUGCUGUGGCUAAAUACUUAUUUUGCUUUUGGGGAGGGGGAUUCUCUUUCAAUUAACUCUAAUAACACUGGUUAUUAUGCUACAAAGUGAACGAYAGAUACCAGCAUAUUUUCACUUAGGACUUUUCUUUGCCUGCUGGAGAGGAGGUUGAGGCCUUUGGAGUGUCUGUCCAACCCAACCUGCUCUGGUCCCAAGCUUCUCCAAAGAGCUGGGCAUCGUUUCAGCCACUGAAUGAAGCRCUUCAGGAGAUGACAGAAGCGAAGGCGCUGGCCCGAGGGGAUCCUGCAAAGGGUUUGCAUGGCACGUGGACAUGGGUGAACAUCCUCCGGGUACUUUUUGGGCACACAGGGAUGUCCCAGGCACGUGUGGGGCAGUCGCUUUCUCCCUGUGCAAAGGCAAUUUGACUGGAUGCCGGCGGCAUCGCGUGCCAACACAAACGACCUGUGAAUGCCUCUACAUGGAAAACGUGCUCAUUUGCUGUAGAAGAUACUCUGCUAUGAGUGAUUGGGCUUGAUAGAAUACAGAGAUUAUUC
Nothoprocta perdicaria is the source of this 1690-nucleotide messenger RNA. RefSeq names its product DEP domain containing MTOR interacting protein (gene DEPTOR). NCBI's taxonomy places the organism in Eukaryota, Metazoa, Chordata, Aves, Tinamiformes, Tinamidae. The record is from RefSeq and is a predicted model, not a curated record. Gene Ontology annotation, biological process: intracellular signal transduction. The coding region runs from base 1 to 1077 and encodes 358 amino acids. Gene Ontology annotation, molecular function: protein binding. The transcript has 9 exons.